UAUAUAUCCCAAUGCGUCAUUCCACUCCCCCUUCCAGAUUCCUCCAACAUCGCCAAUCACCUCCUACAUCUAUCACGGUGUCUAUCCGGACUGACCAGUGAAUGAAUGGCUAAGCACAUUUCAUCCAAAGCAUCACUGGCCAGAUUGAGGCGGAACUCAACACACUGCGCGUGCCUUUGCCUCCCUCGCUCGCUCGCAAACUGAGCUUCUCGAUUCAGUCUGCCAUCGAACUGGUCUCGAGUCCACCUCCCCCUUCACCUAACCUUCACAUCCUUUUUCUUUUUCCUGAUAUAAUCUGCGGAUGCCUUCUCGACAUGAGUUGUGCUACAUACUUUUCCUUAAACUUUUCGUGUUUUUCAUGUUUUAAAUUUUGAUUUCUCUCCUUGCGGCAGCUUUCCGGAUCUUUCGAGGCCAAUUUCCUUGAUACACAUCCCGGACGAAAAUCGAAAAUACCUCCCUGAGUUAACAUGAAUUCUUCUGCGGCAGUCCUGCUGGACCCGAAAGCUUUUAAAAAGCAGCCGGCGAAAAGCUCAAGCUCCAGCUCUCCCCGACCCGCUAGUGCGCCCUCGGGAACAGCCUUCGAUCCCAGAGUGUUAUUAAGCCCUCGAAGCUUGAAAGCGCGCAAGCCAGGAACAAAUGCUAGUGCACCAGUAUCUCAGACGCCUACUACUCCGCAACACAGCAGCGAUAACCAGAGCUAUUCUGCCUCGGCUGGAAACGCGAGUGAUUCCCAAAGCGAGAAGACGGAUUCAACGCGUGGGUUGGAGCCGAGUCGGUUUGACCGUCAUAGAACUAUGAUUGAAAAUAUGUAUGGGGUUGAAGAGCGCGGAGUUCAACCACAGAAACGGAUAAAACGCGACGCGAAUCGCCAUGCUAGUUCGGAGCAGAAGUUCGCUUCCAGUGCUAGACGGGGGCUGGCGGAUUAUAUGAAGGAACGUUCGGGAGCCAGUACUCCGUCACUGUCUGAAGUGGCGAUGAUAGAUCUUACAAGAGAUGACAAAAAUGAAGAUGACGAUGUGGUUUUUCUUGGUAAUAAGGAUUUAGGAAUGGAGGAGGUCUGCUAUGGAAGAAUUGAAGGCGCGAUGGUUUACGCUCACCAAGUUCCUCGUUCAAUGAAGUCGGUUUUUGGCGCCACAUCAUCUGAUUGGCCCUCUAUUCGAUGUCAACUUUUUCGUACUCGCGGCCCAGAUACAAGGAUUGAGGUUGCAGACCCUUCACAAAAUGUAUUUGGGAUCAUUGACCAUCGAGUUUCAGCAGCCUUAGUGCCGCUUCUGGACUCGACAAUCAUCAAGGUGCGGACUCAAGCUCGGCUCGACGUCCGCAGGAAAAAGGAAAACGAAUGGCCGGGGCAAGCUUGCUCGGAGAUAUACCGCAUAACUAUAAACCUCUACGGUCCCAGGAAGAUGGCCGACGGGAUCGGGAAGCAUCUUGGCCAGAAGAACGUUUGGCUAGGGACGCCCAACUCAGUUGAAGCUGGGAUGUCGACCUACAACCCCCAUGCCGAGAGACGCCUUGUUCGAGCGGCGAGUACCGCGAAUCGACUUGCAGUCCAAUCAGAAACACGGACAGCAGAAGAAAUUAACAGUGCUGUCACGAAAAUGCUCGAUCAGUUGACUAGCGCUGAAAAUAUUCCGCAAAUGGAGCCGCCUGCUUCGAUAAAAACGCCUCUACUUGCACAUCAGAAACAAGCGCUGUGGUAUAUGUUACAUAAGGAAAAGCCCCGAACGUUUGGUGAAAAGGAAGAGGAAAACAAUUCUUUAUGGAGGAUCCAUUACCAGUCGAACGGCCAAAAGUGCUAUCGCGAUAUUAUCAGUGGUGUUACGUUGUUCGAGGAGCCACCACAAGUUUAUGGAGGCUUAUUGGCGGAUAUGAUGGGUUUGGGGAAGACGUUGAGUAUUCUAUCGCUUGUCAUAUCUACCCAUCUCGAGUCAUUAGAGUGGGCAUUACACACCGUCGACAAGAGAUUAUUGAACAAUCCUGCAGCACGGAAUGUAAAAAGCACCCUUUUGGUUUGCCCUCUAAGCGCAGUAGGGAACUGGGUUAACCAGAUCGAGGAACACCUGGAGGAGGAUGCUCUGUCAUAUUAUGUCUUUCAUGGACCUACAAGAACAGAGGACCCGGAUGAAUUAUCAAAGUACGACCUCAUCAUCACUACUUACAGCACAAUACUCAGUGAGCUAUCUGGCAAAAGCACGAAGAGAGGAACUAGCCCUCUCACCCGUAUGAACUUGUUCCGUAUCGUUCUCGAUGAAGCACACGCUAUCAGAGAACAAAGCGCUGCUCAAUCCCAGGCUAUAUUUGCGCUAAAUUCUCAAUGCCGUUGGUCGGUCACUGGAACACCGAUCCAGAACCGACUAGAAGACUUAGCGUCUGUCACGAGGUUUUUGAGGCUCCAUCCGUACGUGGAGAAGGCUCAGUUUGCGGCUUACAUUAUUGCUCCAUUUAAGUGUGAGAAUCCGAAGGCAAUCCCGAAUCUCCGCAUGCUCGUUGAUUCGUUCACUCUCCGCCGCGUUAAAGAUCGCAUUAACCUGCCACCUCGCCAUGACAAGGUCAUCACCUUGACGUUUUCGGAGCGCGAAAAGAUGCUCCAUGAGUUCUUUAGAAAGGAGUCUAACGUAAUGAUGAAUGUAAUUGCUGGCGAGAGCAAAGAAAAGAUGCGAGGGAAAAUGUAUCAUCUAGUUUUAAAGGCGAUGAUGGUUCUGAGACAAAUUAGUGCUCAUGGAAAAGAACUCCUCGAUCAACAAGACCGGGACAGGUUUAAAGGGUUAAGUGCCACUGACGCUAUUGAUUUGGAGCAGCCAACUGACGAGGAUUCUUUAACCGUCACGGAGAAAAAGGCAUAUGAAAUGCUCGCCCUGAUGAAAGAGUCGGCCGCAGAUGUGUGUGCAAGAUGUGGAAACACCAUCACGCUCCAAUCUCCAGAAGAUAGCCCGAGCGAUAAAGAUCCACUCAUGGCAGCCAUGCUACCAUGCUAUGAUACUGUUUGCGCAGAGUGCUUCCCGCCAAUUCAACAAGUUUUCAAUGAAAACGCAGGCAAACGAUCCCAGCUUUGCUGCACAUUCUGCAAAGGCCUAAUUCCCGUAACAUAUUCAGCCAUUACGUGUCGGGGCUUUGAGAAAUUCCAAGCAUCCCAAUUAUCCACAAGACAUAAUCCCAAACAAGCUAAGAAAUUCGGCCAGUACGAAGGACCGCAUACAAAAACCAAAGCGCUCAUCUCACACCUCCUCGACACAGUGGAAGAAAGUAAGAAAGCGCCCGAUGAACCCCCGAUCAAAAGCGUCGUAUUCUCCUCCUGGACAUCGCACCUGGACCUAAUCGAAAUUGCACUAGAGGAUAACGGAAUCACUACUUUCACUCGCCUCGACGGCACCAUGUCUCUCAAACAGCGCAAUGCCGCCCUCGACGAAUUCCGCGACAACAACGACAUCACCGUCCUCCUCGCUACUCUAGGCGCGGGGGGCGUCGGGCUAAAUCUCACCUCAGGAUCUAGAGUGUACAUCAUGGAGCCGCAAUAUAACCCAGCAGCGAUUGCGCAAGCUGUGGACCGGGUUCAUCGCCUAGGCCAGACGCGUGAAGUGACGACCAUCCAGUUCAUCAUGAAGGAUAGCAUUGAGGAGAAGAUUGCGGAGCUGGCAAAAAAGAAACAGCAGAUGGCAGAUAUGAGUUUGAAUCGGAGCAGGUUGGAUAGGAGGGAGUUGCAGCAAGAGAGGAUGAAGGAGUAUCGGAAUCUGUUUACGUGAAAGUGAAGCUUGUGGUCUGGCUUGCCUCGCUUUUUACGGUCUUACUUUGCAUGUGGGAUCAUCGAACUGGAUUCCCGCUUUUUUCUUUUUUCUUUUUUCUUUCUUUCUUUCUUUCUUUCUUUUUUUUUUUUUUUUUUGCUUCCCCUUCUCCUUCUUCUCCUUCUUCUUUUGUUUUAUAAAACUCCUUCGCAUCUACCACGACUCACGACUCAUACACGACUCACGAUCGCACCGUGUCCGAGGGUGCUAGUCACCCACUCACAUACAUCCAUCCAUGGGCAACAAUUUUCACAUUACCUUCAGAAAAACAUCACCCUUUCCGGCGCGUGAAACAAGGAGCCACAAUUCGGAUUCCGAUAGAUGAUAGAUAGAAUAUGGCUAUGUUUGGCUGGCAGAGAUUUAACCGCAUUUAUCUGGAUUUGUUAUCACUUGCCUUCGAAAAAGACUUUUCUUUCUCCUCUCCUUUCCUCUUCCUUUCACAUCAUUUUAUUUUAUUCUAAUGUUUUUUAUUCCCAAAUUCACGAUUAACAUAUACCCAGAAUACUUUUUGUUUUCUUUUCCUUCUUCUUUUGCUGUUUCAUUUUCACUUCAUUUUAUAUUUUUUUCAUCUUCGUAUCCCUUUUGUAUGCACAUGUACAUGUACAUCCCAUUCCAAGACCUUUUACAUUUGUUUGUAACACCUCUGCCCAUGGCGGCGCGCUUUUAACUUUGGCGGGCUAAUGAUUUACUCUCGAAUUCGCAGCUUAUUUCAUCAUUCCUGCCCGAUGAUGAACUAUUUGAUAGUCCUGUGGAUUUUUGCUUCUCGAAGUCUCACUCCUACUCUUAGGUUCGUUCCACAUAGAUAAAUAGAUAUCUGGAACAAAAAAAAGUGAGGUAUCUCGGAUUGUUUACCUGAUCCCUCUUGUCUACUUAUAUAUCAAUUUACAAGCAACGGAAUCAUGUAUUUUUAUCAUUAGAUAAUGACGACAUACUGCCAUAUCUCGUGGACUAAGUCCACGGGGAUCUCUCACUCAGGAAGGCAGUGCCAAUGCCCUAUAAAUUUUAGUGUCAAUAAUAGGAAAGCAAUGAAUAUCUAACAGGUCAAAGGAAUCCCAUCCACAAGCAACCACAAAAGAACGCACCACCACCAUCCAUCCAACGCCGUCCGUACUAUUUAUUUAAUAAAUCCCCUCCUGCCAAAGAAAGUUACCCAUAAACCCAGAAAACUCCAAAAACGACCAACCACCCUCCCCGAAGAGUAUCGUUCCCUUACCCCCUCCCCUCCACAGCUCCCAACAGCUCAUCAACCCUCUCCCCCAACCUCCUCAUCUCCCUCCUCUUCUCCAUCCUCUCCGCCUCCACAACCCUCAACUCCUCCGCUAGCCGCCUAAUCCUCUCCUCCUGCUCCGUCUCACUGCUCCCCACCCCAGGUAAAACGCUGAUGAGGUACUCAAUCUGCUGCUCUUUGACGAUUAGGUCACGCGCUAGCUCGCGCUGUCGUAGCGCAAAGAUCUCGGGGGUAUCUGGGGUGGGUUCUGCUUGAGGCGAUUCUUCUUGCUGGGCUUGUGCUUCUGCGGCUGCGGGGGUGGUGGAUUGUUGGGCUUGUGAGGAGGCAGCGGCUUCACUAGUGCCUUUGGCGGUGGUGGAUACAGUAGUUGUGGGAGGAGGGUUUUUGGGAAUCUUUUUCAGUUGUGGGAUUGCGGUUGGGACGUUGGAGGGUGGGGUUGCGGCGGAGUGGUCGUGGUAUGUUGUUAGGUAACAGAGGGUGGCGUAGAAUUGGGUUGCGAGCUAGAUGCAGGUGAUUUAGCUUUGGUUAGAUAGGACUUCUAAUUUUUUUUAGUUUUUGGUUUAUAUCUGUGGAACGGAUUAGGUAUACCUGGUCCAAGCAUGUUUGGAGCUGUGUGAGAAUGUCUGCCAUCGUAGCUGAUGUGGUGGUGGAGCGGAGAGCGGUAGCUUCCCUCGCUAGUAGUUGAGGAUGGUGGGCUAUUAUUUUGAAUAUGGAUAAACUGAGAUUAAGCAUAUACAAUUGUUUAUCGCGA
Messenger RNA from Blastomyces gilchristii SLH14081, 5758 nucleotides. Its product is annotated as SNF2 family helicase/ATPase. The coding region runs from base 468 to 3740 and encodes 1090 amino acids. The transcript is spliced from 3 exons. Gene Ontology annotation, molecular function: ATP-dependent chromatin remodeler activity; ATP binding. Lineage: Eukaryota; Fungi; Ascomycota; Eurotiomycetes; Onygenales; Ajellomycetaceae. The record is from RefSeq and is a predicted model, not a curated record.